Messenger RNA from Nanorana parkeri, 4161 nucleotides. RefSeq names its product vomeronasal type-2 receptor 1-like. Bases 1 to 4161 code for a protein of 1386 amino acids. Gene Ontology annotation, biological process: G protein-coupled receptor signaling pathway. The record is from RefSeq and is a predicted model, not a curated record. Gene Ontology annotation, molecular function: G protein-coupled receptor activity. Lineage: Eukaryota; Metazoa; Chordata; Amphibia; Anura; Dicroglossidae. Gene Ontology annotation, cellular component: membrane. The transcript is spliced from 14 exons.
AUGGGAGAGUCGGACCACUGUGUAAAGUCUCCAGAACACCCCAAAGACUCUCAAUGGGGUUUAGACGGGCUUUAUAAAACCUCUGGUCAGUACUGUGUUGAUCAACCUUCAAAAACUGAAACACUCAAAGGAAAGUCUGUCACCAUCCCGUGCCAAUUUGCAUUUCCAGAAUCAGAGAAGAGUAUCAACUCCUCAAGAUUUAUUGCGAGAGCAGCGCCAUAUGACGUAUACUGUAAUGAAGACAAAAAUAUUUAUGACUCAGAUACAAAAGAGAUCUCCUCCAAGUAUCAGGGAAGGCUGAAUGUGAGAUUCGAUCUAAACCACAGAAAUGCUUCAAUAACCAUCAUCAAUAUAACAAAGGAGGACGAUGCAAAGUAUUGCUGCCGCAUACUGCUGAGUUUUCACAAUAUGAGUGAUCAGAAGUAUCAGUCCCCAGGCGGCACGCUGCUUAUAGUGAAAGAUGGGAAUGAGCCGAGUCUGGAGACAACGUCUGUUAUCUUUGCUGCUCCUGGAGACAAUGUGAAAAUUCUUGGUCACUUCACAAGUAACAUUGUAACAUUGGCCAGUAACAUUACCUGCCGGGGAGGACGGGCCGCCGGUGCUAAUACUGGAUGUGACCACAGCAGGAAUAAUGGCAUCUGCACUCAUCACAAUAAUAGUUUAUCCUUCCAAAUAAAUCGAGUUACCGAACCAGACCAAGGCUUUUAUUGCUGGAGCGUGGACAUUUCUACAAAUGAUGAAGCGAAAACCACGUACACCUAUCUUGGACCGCAGCUCCUUAUUACAGAUAAAACAAACAACCUAAAUAUCACUCAGCCGGAGGAAGUGGAAAUCCAUCAAUCCGCUACAAUCAAUUGCAGCUCUACUGUACAACAGCGCAAUGAUAUUCUACGGAUGGAAGUCUACUGGAUGACCGGGGAUUCUAGAGAGAGCUACGUCUACCAUCCAAACAUGGACUACAUACACCUCAAUUACAAGGGAAAGACCAGACUGGUGGACGGCUCUAAUCUUCAUAUAGAAGACUUCCAUGGGCCCAAUAACACCAUCAUCUACUGCCGAGUGAUAAUAAGACGAUGCUUGGCGCCACUUAAUAAAUAUAAUCCUAACCGCAUAGAAACAAUCGUAGAAGAAGGUCCUGGAACACGUUUAGUAGUGAAAGGAACGCGGGAGGCGGGGCAAGGGAAUGUUCGUGGUUUAAGGCAAGGAAGAGGGUGGAGCGACGUGACGUCAGCGGACCGGAGGCGGAACCACCCUCCGAGACGUCGGAAAGAUAUUGAGUCAAACCCACCUAAAGCACCAUCACCAACAUUAACAAUUGUACUUUGCGUGGUAGCUGUUUUCCUGGUCGUCUUCAUGACCUUGGCCCUCUACUUUUUGAAAAAAGGAGAUGUGAGGGCGCCGAUGGACAUACCACAGCCACAGAGGAGGGGAGAGACUAUUGUUGAGACGAUGGAGACGAUGGAGAUGUCAGACGACCAAAAAGGAGGGGAUGAAAUUUACCAACAGGCCAAUAUCGACCGAGAGCUGAAAGUAUGCACAUUGUCUUCUCAGAAUAAUCUUAGAAUGCUGCUCCAAAUCUACACUGUAACAUGUCACAUCCUUCUCUCUCAUCUCCUUCUACUCCACCACUGCCAUGGACAUCAGUGCAGACUGGACAUCUCGGAGCUUCAGGAGGUCAAACAGGCAGGAGAUAUAUUGAUAGGGGUUGUACUACCCCUUCACCUUGAUGCUUCUGUCCAAAUCAGCUCCUUCACUGAGAGGCCACCCAGGAUUACUUGCUCUGUAUUCCACUUUGAGAGCUACCAGCAGUUCCAAGCCAUGACGUUUGCCAUGGAAGAGAUCAACCAGCACUCCAGUAUUCUUCCCAAUGUGACACUUGGCUUCCAAGCUUAUGAUUCCUGCGACACUCUCCAUCUGGACCUGGGAAGCUCUUUACAAGUCCUGAGUGGGACCGGAAUGGCCAUUCCCAACUACAGGUGUCUCCCUGACAUUCCUCUAGCAGCCAUUAUUGGACCAGCAAUUUCCACCCACUCCAUUUUAUUGGCCCAUAUUCUGGGACUCUACAAAUACAAUCAGAUUAGUCAUUUUUCCACAAGCUAUCUACUCGGUGAUCGCAGAAAAUUCCCAUCCUUCUUCAGGACUGUUCCAAGUGAUGCCUUCCAAUCUCUUGGACUGGCAAAACUGGUGCUGCAUUUUGGUUGGACCUGGGUCGGACUGCUGGCUGCAGAUAGUGAUUAUGGUCAGCAAGGAAUCCAAUUGGUCAGACAAGAGUUACUAAAGGCUGGAGCAUGUGUGGCCUUCACCGAGAACAUCAUUAUGAAUGAUCAAGAUCGCAACGCGCAACACAUAGUCAAGGUCAUCCGAGCAUCAACAGUUAAGGUCAUUGUUGCAUUCUCCACGGACAUUGAACUCUUUGCUAUCCUAGAAGAAAUGCUGAGGCAGAAUGUUACGGAUAUAACAUUUGUGGCUAGUGAAGCUUGGUCUACAACAAGUAUACAUUCCAUUGAAAAAUACUCAAAGCUCUUGGCCGGCACUAUUGGCCUUGCAUUCUACAGUGGAAACAUUCCAGGACUUAAAACGUUUUUGCAUGCUAUCCAUCCAUCCAUGUCCUUGGGACGUGACUGGAUACAAACAUUUUGGGAGGAAGCCUUAGACUGCAAAUUUAAUACAAAUAGAAAUGCCACAGAUAUUUUGGACUCAGCAUUUAGAGAGUGCACAGGAGCGGAGAGUUUAGAAAAUAUCCACAACAGUUUUACUGAUGUUUCCAAUUUAAGGACCACAUACAAUGUCUACACAGCAGUCCAUGUUGUGGCCAAGGCUCUGGAAGAUUUAAAAAAUUGCAAUUUGCAGAAAGGGACAUUGUCAUUAAAUCGCUGUGCAAACAUCUACCAUUUCAAACCUUGGCAGCUCCUACAUUACCUGAAGAAAGCCCGUGUGAGCCUGAGUAAUGGGAAUGAAUUUUAUUUUGAUGAUAAUGGAGAACCACCUGCAAUCUAUGACAUUGUAAACUGGCAGCUGAGCCCAGAAGGGGCCAUGCGGCAGGUUAAGAUUGGCAGUUAUGCCGCGGCUCCCGUCCAAGUACUCACCAUCAACUCAAGCCUGCUGUUUUGGGCCUCUAAAGAUAAUCAAGUCCCUCUCUCAAUAUGCAGCGAAAGUUGUCCUCCAGGGUUCUGGAAAGCAGCCAGACAAGGAGAGCCUAUAUGUUGUUUUGAGUGUGUACCUUGUCCUCUUGGAGAGAUCGCCAAUAAAACCAACUCUAUUGAUUGCUCCAGAUGCCCAUGGGACCAGUGGCCAAACAGCCAGAAAUCGAAGUGUCUGCCAAAAAACAAAGAAUACCUCUCCUACGAUGACCCAUUGGGAACAAGUCUGAUGGUUAUCAGUGCCAUAUCCUCUUUAGUCCCUAAUGUUAUUUCCAAACUUUUCAUUAAACAUAAAGCCAGCCCGGUAGUUAAAGCCAACAAUUAUCACUUAAGUAUUCUUCUUCUGGUUUCCCUUACCUUCUGUUUUCUAACCUCUUUGGCAUUCAUUGGUUAUCCCCAACCUGAAAAAUGUCUCCUUCGACAGGCUACCUUUGGCAUGGUUUUCGCUAUAUGCAUCUCCUGCGUUUUGGCUAAAACUAUCAUGGUGGUCCUUGUUUUUAUGGCCACCAAACCUGGCUGCAGUUUUAAGAAAUGGACCACUCCACGUGUAUCCUACAUGAUCAUUUUGAUUGGAUUUUUGUUACAAUUUAUCUUGUGCAUAACCUGGUUGUCUCUUGUACCUCCAUUCCCGCAAUACAGCACACAUAUUCAAUCUGUAGUCAUCAUUGUUGAAUGUAACGAGGGUUCUCCCAUUGCCUUCUGGGCCAUGUUGGGUUAUCUUUUUCUCCUGGCCACUAUUAGUUUCAUUGUGGCCUUUCUGGCUCGAAGACUUCCUGACAGCUUCAAUGAGGCCCAGUUCAUUACCUUCAGCAUGCUGGCCUUCCUCAGUGUCUGGGUCUCUUAUAUCCCAGCAUCCCUCAGUGCUCAGGGCAAAUAUACUGUAACUAUGGAAAUCUUUGCUAUCCUGGCCUCCAGCUGGGCCAUGCUGAUCUGUAUGUUUUUGCCAAAAUGCUUUAUCAUAUUAUUUAGACCUAAUCUAAACUCUAAAGAGUAUAUAAUGAGGAAAAACAGAUUGAGAUGA